This is a messenger RNA of Chondrus crispus (carragheen), 1136 nucleotides long. Its product is annotated as trans-2-enoyl-CoA reductase. Gene Ontology annotation, biological process: fatty acid metabolic process. Lineage: Eukaryota; Rhodophyta; Florideophyceae; Gigartinales; Gigartinaceae. The annotation marks the transcript as partial. Gene Ontology annotation, cellular component: mitochondrion. Gene Ontology annotation, molecular function: trans-2-enoyl-CoA reductase (NADPH) activity. The transcript has 4 exons. The record is from RefSeq and is a predicted model, not a curated record.
UGCCAAGUGCUGCUCCGCUCCAUCCGUGACGAUGAUCUCCCGUCUCCCCCAUCUCCGUCGCUGCGCCUCCCAUGUGCGCCACGCCUCCUCUACCGCGUACCAGAUCGAGAAACAGGGGGCUGCCGCGACAGCCGUCCUGUCCCAUCAUGUGCUCAACAAGAUUCCUUCCGCCACCGGAGACAAGCUCGUGGUCAAUUGGCUAGCCGCGGGCGUUGAUCCUGUCGAUCUCGCCGUCAUGCGUGGUGCACCCUCGGCCGCAGCGUAUGCGCCGCCCGCGUUUCCCGCUGUACCAGGAACAGAGGGUGUUGCCGUUGUGGCCAGUGUUGGGCCAGAUGUCAAGUCCGUGAAGAGUGGGGACUUCGUCAUUCCGGUCAAAACUUCCGCAGGUACUUGGUGCGAGACAGGGAGCAUCAGCGAAAGCGAUGUCGUGUCGGUGCCAAAGACAAUACCACUGGAACUCGCGGCGACACUGUCUGCGAGUCCAUUCACAGCGUUCCGCCUCCUGUCGGAUUUUGGAUCCCUAUCGCCGGGAGACGUAGUUGUCCACAACAACGCUUCCUCUCCAGUAGGAACAGCUCUCGUGCAGAUAGCGAAAUCAAUGGGAAUCAGAAGUAUUUCACUUGUUGACGAAACGUCAGCGGAGUACUCGCCAUCCGUCGAGCGCCUCAAGCUCAUGGGGAGCGAUGUAGUUGUAGACGAGGCGUUUGCAACCUCAGACGAAUUCAAGGCUGUGAUCAGCGACAUGCCAGCUCCCAAGCUCGGCAUCAACGGGUCGACCAUAGGUUCCUGCGACGUCGUUGCGAGCUUGGUCCAGGGCGGUGGCACGGUCGUGACGUAUUGCCUCGGGGCAUCAGAUGACGCGUCCAUCAAGUCAAAGGGCUUGUCACCGGCAAGGUUUUCGUUGCCUGCGUGGCUGAAAGGGCAGAAUCGGUCAACGGUUGAUGCCAUGGUGUCGGAGCUUGUGAAAAUGAUUGAGGAGGGCGAGUUAACCGGGUGGCUGCAAAAGGUGAAGUUUGACGAACUUCCCCAUGCAAUUGACGAGGGUGGCAUGAUGCGUCGCAAGCUCGUUACGAUCAUGCCACAGGCGGCGGAUGUGUAGUGUUGAAGAUAGCAUGUAAAAUGAAGUGUUGGUACUA